Belonocnema kinseyi is the source of this 2025-nucleotide messenger RNA. Its product is annotated as leucine-rich repeat neuronal protein 2-like. Gene Ontology annotation, cellular component: extracellular matrix. The transcript has 4 exons. The record is from RefSeq and is a predicted model, not a curated record. The coding region runs from base 176 to 1537 and encodes 453 amino acids. Gene Ontology annotation, molecular function: protein binding. Lineage: Eukaryota; Metazoa; Arthropoda; Insecta; Hymenoptera; Cynipidae.
UAUCUAAGAGUGUGGUGCGUUAGCUUCGCAAUUCUGAACUUAUGACCUGUCUGUCGAUGAAUUCUUUGCCAUUCUGUGGAUUGUUGAGUGGCAAGCUUAGUUCAAUCUAGUUGAACUCUGGUCUGAAUCAAGUAAAUUAGGUACGCCUAUCUAAUUUCUAUUCUAAGAUAAUACGAUGCAAUUUUCGAUAUGGAUCUAUAUUGCUUUAAUUAUCACUCUUUUCAUUAUAAUGUCGGCAGAAUCAUGGAAAUCGGAUAAAGUGGACUUGUCAAAUAAGAAUCUUGAAAACGUAGACUUUUUUAAGACAUAUCAGCAUGACAUAGAAGUACAUACAGUGAGAGAGCUGAAUCUCAGUGGAAAUUCAUUAAAUAGUUUUCUAGAUUGUGCGACGAGUUUGAACAACUUAGAGGUGUUAGAUCUUUCGCGAAAUCGUUUGGACCGCUUUUUCUUUCUCUGUAGAAACGAAUCAUAUGACCUACGAUUUUUAAAUGUUAGUCACAACAAACUUGAAUAUAUAGACGAAAAUGCUUUAAAUCACAGAACUGGCAAACUGAAGGUAUUGGACAUAUCAUGGAAUUUAUUAUCAGGAAUCAACGAUACUGUUCUGCAACACAUGAAGGUAUUGGAAUUUGUGUCUUUCGCAAGCAACCCUAUAGGUGACAAUAUAGAAGAAUUAGUAUUCGAAAACUUAACUACGUUGACGCACUUGGAUCUAAAGAACAUUUCUGCAACAUUUAUCAGUCCGAAACUUUUUGAAAACUUGAUCAAUCUUGAAUAUCUUGAUUUAUCCCUAAAUCCGAUAGAGGCAAUUCCAUCAUUACCUUACGACAAGCUGGAAGUUUUGGAUUUAUCUCAGACGAAUCUCGUGAAUCUGGGAAAUCUUAAAUUACCAAAUUUACGUGAACUCAAGCUUAAUAACAUGCCUAAUCUAACGAUAGUAAUUCUCAGUGAUUUUGAGAAACUACCUAAUUUAGAAGUCUUGUCAAUGAAAGAAUGCAAAAGAUUGACACAGUUGAGGAUCCGGCCGCAAAAUCCUAAUCUGCUAUUUCAUCUAAGAUUCUUGUAUAUUCAAAACUGUGCGAUUGAAACAUUGAGCAGUGAGCUACAAUCGAUAAUUCAGAGGACUGCAGUUUUUGAGUUUCAAAAUAAUCCUUGGCAUUGCGAUUGUCGGAUGAAAUGGAUAACAGUAGUGAACACUACACACAACUUGAGCAAUACAACUAAGUGCAACUCUCCGGCCUCAGUACAUAACAAAGUAUUUAGUGAAAUACCUCCUACCGAACUGCAAUGUCAAGUCGAAGGAUACAGUUUUUCUCCGAUUCUCUGGGUCUGUGUUACGUCAGCAAGUUUGGGUCUAGUUGUUGUGGGAUCCAUUUUGAUGUUUAAGGAAUCACUGACCCACUGGAUUAUUAGAAGAAGAAGAAUAAGUGGAGACUCUGUCUCAUACACCAAUGUUAUAGAAUCUUCUAAUGAUCUCGUGAAAAUAUUGACUGAAAGUGAUGUUCAAGAUCGUUUCGAUGAAUGCAUAAAACCUUAAGUUUUAGUUUAAGCUUAAGUAUUGAUUUUUAAAUUUAAGUUUUUCCGGUUGGGUAUUAGUAAGGUGCGUUGAGGCCUUUCGGGGGCUUACCAUAAAAAUUUAAUAUUAUUUAAAAUUCUUUAUGAAUGAAUUAAUGAUUAAUUUAAAACUUAAUAACUUAUAUACCAAUUAAAAAUGCUAAAAAAAUGUAAUCAGUUAACUAUCCAAUCACUUUUUACUUCCGAAUUCCGAUACAUAAAUGUGCAUUUCAGAAAAAAAAGUCAAUAAUAUUCUAGAAAAUUUAAUUUAGCUAAGAAUAAUAAACUAAGACUGGCCAUGAAAAUAGGAAUAUACGUCAGAAUUAAUUUUCUGCACAGGAAAAAGAGUUGAGCGUCUUAAAUUAUUUGGUGUUUAAAUUAUCAACACCGAAUCAAUGUAAAGCAUCAUAGAACCAAAAAAAUCUCCUUGACAACGAAUUUGAAAAAUAAAAAUUCUGAAGAUGUGCGAAA